Messenger RNA from Magnolia sinica, 669 nucleotides. RefSeq names its product glycine-rich cell wall structural protein 2-like. Bases 85 to 588 code for a protein of 167 amino acids. NCBI's taxonomy places the organism in Eukaryota, Viridiplantae, Streptophyta, Magnoliopsida, Magnoliales, Magnoliaceae. The record is from RefSeq and is a predicted model, not a curated record. The transcript is spliced from 2 exons.
UCUUUCCUUGUAAACUCUAGAGCUCGUUGGAAGCUCGGAACUUCUACACCUUUAGGAGUGUACAAAGGACUUCAGUUGAGAAAAAUGGCACACUUCAAGUUCAUAGCACUUGCAUUGCUUGUUGCUUCAUGUGCUUUGUUGGUGGAGAGCCGAGCUGCUAGAAAGGACUUGGGUCUGGACUUGGGUGGUGGUCUUGGGGUUGGUGUGCGUGCCGGAGUGGGAAUUGCCUUGGGAGGUGGUGGUGCUUCUGGGUCUGGAUCCGGGUCUGGCUCUGGUUCUGGGUCAGGUUCUAACUCUGGCUCUGGCUCUAGCUCCGGCUCCGGCUCCGGCUCUGGCUCUGGGUCAGGCUCUGGUGCAGGUUCGUCUGCUGGGUCAUAUGCCGGUUCUGGUGCUGGCUCAGGUUCCGGUCGUGGUCGAGGAUAUGGUAAAGGAUCUGGAUCCGGGCAUGGUGCCGGUUCAGGAUCUGGUUCUGGACAUGGCGAGGGCUAUGGUUCAGGGUCCGGCUCCGGGAGAGGUUCGGGGUCUGGAUCCGGUUAUGGUGAAGGAUCCGGAUACGGGUCUGGAUCCGGGUCUGGGCAUGGCAAGUGAGUAAUAAUUGCAAUGUUUGUGAAGAUGAUGAAAGUUCACCAGUUUGUAAAUAAAUAAGGAAAGGAAAUGGUGUUAUAUGUA